Trematosphaeria pertusa is the source of this 990-nucleotide messenger RNA. RefSeq names its product serine/threonine kinase receptor associated protein-like protein. Gene Ontology annotation, cellular component: SMN complex. The record is from RefSeq and is a predicted model, not a curated record. Bases 1 to 990 code for a protein of 329 amino acids. Gene Ontology annotation, biological process: spliceosomal snRNP assembly. Gene Ontology annotation, molecular function: protein binding; RNA binding. NCBI's taxonomy places the organism in Eukaryota, Fungi, Ascomycota, Dothideomycetes, Pleosporales, Trematosphaeriaceae. The transcript is spliced from 2 exons.
AUGCCCGAAACGACGAAGGUCGUUCCUCUCACCUGCCAUGGCCACUCGCGGCCCGUCCCGCACAUCCACUUCUCGGCCAUGGCGGACGAAGACCAGUACUAUAUGAUAUCGGCCUGCAAAGAUGGCAAUCCCAUGCUGCGAGACGGCAUAACCGGCGAUUGGAUUGGCACUUUCCUGGGGCACAAAGGCGCUGUAUGGCAGGCCCGGCUCUCGUCCGAUGCGACGCUCGCUGCGACGGGAUCGGCCGAUUUCUCUGCCAAAGUAUGGGACACCCACACCGGCGAAGCUCUUCACACCCUCUCGCAUAACCACAUCGUCCGCGCCGUCGCUUUUCCGAACCAGCCCCACCCCCAGAUCCUAGCCACUGGUGGCAUGGAGAAGAAGCUGCGCAUCUUCGACCUCUCCCGUAGCGACAGCUCGUCCUCGUCCCCGACCAUUUCGUCUACCCCGCCUCCGAGCUACGAGAUUGGAGCUGGCGUACACGGCGGUACCCUCAAGUCGAUUGUGUGGGCCUCGGACCCGAACAUCUUGAUCACGGCGGCGGAGGACAAGAAGGUGCGAUGGUGGGAUCUGCGGCAGCAGUCGACCAUCGGCGAGUACGCGGUUGAGGGUGUGGUCGGCACGUGCGAGUUGGAUAAUACCUCCUCUGAUGGCAUCUUGAGCGUUGCCGCUGGAAAGAGCGUCUACUUCUUCAACAGCCUCUCGCCCGCAUCUCUGAUCAAGAGCGUGAAGACACCGUACGAGAUUGCCAGCGUGGCUAUACACAGCGGGCAGCGCAAGUUUGUUACUGGUGGUAGCAACCAGAACGACACCUGGGUGAGGGUCUGGGACUUUGACGAAGAGAAGGAGCUGGAGACGAACAAGGGCCAUCACGGACCAAUUUGGUCCACGAGCUUUUCGCCUGACGGCAAGCUCUACGCUACGGGUAGCGAGGACGGCACCAUCAAACUCUGGAAGUUUACCACGGGGCCGUAUGGUCUGUGGAAGUAG